Messenger RNA from Mercurialis annua (annual mercury), 1437 nucleotides. RefSeq lists its product as uncharacterized. The transcript has a single exon. Bases 4 to 1305 code for a protein of 433 amino acids. Gene Ontology annotation, molecular function: protein binding. NCBI's taxonomy places the organism in Eukaryota, Viridiplantae, Streptophyta, Magnoliopsida, Malpighiales, Euphorbiaceae. The record is from RefSeq and is a predicted model, not a curated record.
CUGAUGGGUGCUAGAUUUUCUGUUCCUGCCGACGAAGAUGAGAAAGCCGGUGCUAUAUUUUCCGAUGAAGCCAACGAUGAACGGGUUGAUUGGCGUAAGCUUCCGAAUGAUUUGAUGAUCGAAAUCAUUAAACGGUUGGAUGUAACUGAUCGUAUGAUGUUGUCCGGAGUAUGCAAGUCAUGGAGUCGGCUUGCCAUGCAGAAAAACAUUCCAGUCCAUCAAUUUCCAUUGUUGAUGCUCCCUCAUCACAUUAAUUGCACACAUAUUCGAUUCUUCGACGCCUGUCGAUCUUUAAUGUACCGAUAUAAUCUUCCUAAAUCUAUUGUUCGAAGAAAAGGAUGGUGUUUCGGUUCUUCAAAAGGCUGGCUAUUGAUUGCUACUAAAGAAAAAUAUAAUGAUGGACCUGAAAUUUCCAUGUUGAAUCCAGUUUCAGGACAAAUCAUUGAACUUCCUCCUAUCGACGAAUUCGAGGCUUCGUUCAGUUCUGUCAGAGAAUGUGUCACUGGAUUAGAACUGUUUUUCUUAUCUGAAGAUGAUUGUAUAGUUUCAGCAAUUUUUAACAAUAAGAUCUUGGCAAUUUGUCGAGCUGGGGACGAGGAUUGGACUACGGUUUCUGAAGCCGAAGACGGGGUCUUCAUUUACGACGACUUUUGUUUUUUCGACGGGAUCCUCUAUGUUUUACGUAUUUUUUACGGUAACGACGAGGAAGAAGACGACGACAUGGUUUUGCCUGUUAGUUUAGAAUUAUCAGAAUUUUGUGGAAUUACUAUUAAACCAAUUGAUGAUUAUCUUUUUCGCCAUAGGUUAGCCGUUGAAGUAGUUGAAGCCAAUGGGUUUAAUGUUUUUAAACAAACUGCCAUGUCUGUCUAUUUGGUACAAUGUGAUGGCGAACUGUUUAGGGUUGAUAGGAUUUUUGAUAUUUUUACGCAAGAUGACGACGAUGAUGAUGAAGAUGACGAUGACGAUGAUGCAUCAUUUGAUUAUAUGAAAACAACAAAAUUUGUGAUUUAUAAGAUAAAGGAUGGUAGAAUUAGUAGUGAUGAGUGUAAGUUGAAAAAUGAUCAAAUUAUAUUCUUGGACGGAGGAGCACCAUCUCUAUCUGUAAAGUAUUUUAAAGAAGGGGUAAAAGGAAAUUAUAUUUACUUUUUGGAUGAUCAUUGUGCCGAUCCGAGUAGCAAGAUUCUUCCAUUUGUAACUCAUGACUCCGGCAUUUGCUGUCUCGACGAUGAUGGCCGGAUUACACGGUGUUUUCCUACUGUCGACUUUCCAGAUCAUAUGAGUUGGUUUACCCCGCAAAUAAUUUAGACAUGCUAGUCCGUUUAAGUAAAGAAAAAUAAUAAUUUAUAAGAUAUCUUUGUUUUGUUCAAUUGGAAUCGGAUACAUGAAUGAAGUAUGAACUUUUGUCGAUUGGAUCUACCAAUAAUAUACGAUUCAUGA